Molecule: messenger RNA, 783 nt
Organism: Macrosteles quadrilineatus (aster leafhopper)
Lineage: Eukaryota; Metazoa; Arthropoda; Insecta; Hemiptera; Cicadellidae
Product: centrin-2-like
Exons: 5
Coding region: 59-706 (215 amino acids)
Molecular function (GO): calcium ion binding
Source: RefSeq, a predicted model, not a curated record
ACUAAUCGUUGAAAUAUGUACUAGAACGCUGGGUUACUCAUAUCAUUGCAACCUCGCCAUGAAACUUAUAACUCUGAGUUUCUUUAUUGUUAUACUGGACUUGGAAACGAGUGAUGCUAAGGGAAUGACUGAAGAGCAGAAAAAAGAUAUUUUUACGACAUUGGAAUGUUUAGACAAGAAAGCUACUGGAAGUACAACAUACGAUGAGCUAAAUAAAUGUUUAGAAAAUGUAAACAAACAAGUCAGUGAGGAUGAAGCCAAAACAAUGAUUAUUCAGACUGACACUAAAGGAAACGGGAUCGAACCUAUGAAGAUCGACGUAUCGAAGCUAAUGAACCACGUUUUUGGAACUACUUGGAAAACAUUCGAACAAGGAAUUGUUGAAGCAUUUUACUUGUUUGUUGGUCAUAACAAAGACAAACUAAUUGAUGAAGAUGCAUUAGAUGCUGGUUUGAAGAAAUAUUUUCCGGAAGAUUAUAUUCCUGGACUGGCCCAAACACUGAUCGAGGAGGCAGACUCGGACAACGACGGGAAGUUAAACAAAGAUGAAUUUAUUAGGGCCAUGCUAAGACCGUAUAACCUAAGACAGUAUAACCUAAGACAGUAUAACCCACCGCCUCCUAAACCCCCUUCCAAAUUAAAUAAAAUGUUCAAGUGGGCAGGAAGACGAAUCUUUUCCUCAGUGGCGAAAGAACCCAAAAGCUAGAAAUCUUGCAUACCAAACAUCAAGACCACAUCACACCUUUUAUUAGAAAAUAAAAAGAAAAAACUGUUUAUAAAAUU